Messenger RNA from Molossus molossus (Pallas's mastiff bat), 534 nucleotides. RefSeq names its product peptidyl-prolyl cis-trans isomerase A-like. The record is from RefSeq and is a predicted model, not a curated record. NCBI's taxonomy places the organism in Eukaryota, Metazoa, Chordata, Mammalia, Chiroptera, Molossidae. The transcript is spliced from 3 exons. Bases 31 to 534 code for a protein of 167 amino acids. Gene Ontology annotation, biological process: protein peptidyl-prolyl isomerization; protein folding. Gene Ontology annotation, molecular function: peptidyl-prolyl cis-trans isomerase activity.
GGGGCCGAAGAGUCUGUGCUAAUCCUAGCCAUGGUGAACCCCAUCGUGUACUUCGACAUCACCAUCGAUGGUGAACCCCUGGGCCGCAUCACUUUUGAGCUGUUUGUGGACAAUGUUUCAAAGAUGGCAGAAAACUUUCAUGUUCUGAGCACUGGGGAGCGGGGAUUUAGUUUUAAAGGUUCCUCCUUUCACAGAAUUAUUUCAGAAUUUAUGUGCCAGGGUGGUGACUUCACAUGUUAUAAUGGCCCAGGUGGCAAGUCCAUCUAUGGGGAGAAAUUUGAUGAUGUGAGUUUCAUCCUGAAGCACACAGGUCCUGGCAACUUGUCCAUGGCAAAUGUUGGCCCCAACACAGACAGUUCCCAGUUUUUCAUCUGCACUGCCAAGACUGAGUGGUUGGAUGGCAAGCACGUGGUCUUCGGCUGGGUAAAAGACGGCAUGGAUGUUGAGACAACCAUGGAGAGCUUUGGGUCCAGGAAUGGCAAGACCAGCAAAAAGGUCACCAUUGCUGACUGUGGACAACUCUCAUCAAUUUGA